Molecule: messenger RNA, 5224 nt
Organism: Stegodyphus dumicola
Lineage: Eukaryota; Metazoa; Arthropoda; Arachnida; Araneae; Eresidae
Product: oxysterol-binding protein-related protein 2-like
Cellular component (GO): cytosol; perinuclear endoplasmic reticulum; plasma membrane
Molecular function (GO): sterol binding
Source: RefSeq, a predicted model, not a curated record
AUGACAUUAUUACGUAAGAAGAUCCGUUCUUUGUUCUUUGUGCUUCAAGGACUGCUGAUGCAUGAUCCGUGGAAGUAUGUUGCAGCAUUUGCAGUUUCUGCUUUAGCGUCUAAUUGGGAAAGACUCAACAAGCCUUUUAACCCACUUCUCGGCGAAACGUACGAGCUAAGCAGAGAAGAUUUAGGAUUUCGGUUCAUUUGCGAGCAAGUGAGUCAUCAUCCACCUGUCAGCGCAUUCCAUGCAGAAUCCAACGAUUUUCAGUUCUAUGGCAAUAUCCAUCCAAGGCUCAAGUUUUGGGGAAAAUCGUUAGAAAUAAAACCGGAAGGUACACUCACGGUACAACUUCUCAAGCACAAGGAAAUUUAUACUUGGACGAACGUCCAUUGCUGUGUUCAUAACAUCAUCAUCGGCAAGCUGUGGUUCGAACAAUACGGAUUAAUGGAAAUACACUGCCAUACGACGAACUUGACUGUCCAAUUAAAUUUCAAACCAGCUGGCUGGUUCGGUCGUGAUUUGCACCGGAUUGAAGGAUUCAUCGUAGAUGGACAAAAGAAGAAAUUGUGCUUCCUGUAUGGGAAAUGGACGGAUUAUUUGAAAAUCUCAUCAGUAGCGGACUAUGAAGAAUACAUGAAGACAGAAUCUGGCAGCAAGCACAAGCAUAAUUCAGAAGGCGGUGCCGAUGAAUCCAAUCACGACACGCCCACGAAAAAAAUAUCUAAUAAACUAAACAUCUUGACCAGAUCCUUCACUGGAGGUGGAUCAUCAAGAGGUGCAACUUCACCAGAACCACCAGUUUCUCCACACGACCCACCUGAAGCGCUUGAUGACAACAAUGGAACAAUUCCGAAGAGCGACUCUUCGUCGUCUCUGGACAUUCCUAAUUCUUCAAUCUUGUGGCAGGUCCAGCCUCGACCAGAAGGUUCAUGCAAAUAUUAUAACUUCACGAGCUUCACUAUGGCUCUAAAUGAAAUCAACAGCGAAUUGAAGAAAAUUCUGCCAAGGACAGAUUGCAGGUUUAGACCAGACAUCCGGAAGUUAGAAGAAGGCGAUACAGAAGGUGCAGCGGCAGAGAAAACUCGUCUGGAGGAAAAACAGAGAGAAGCACGAAAACAGAGGAAAAAAAGAAAAGAAUCGUGGAAUACGAGGUGGUUCUACCAGAGCAAAGUACCCCAUAUAAAGAGUGAAAUCUGGCUUUUCAACAACAAAUACUGGUCUCGUGACUAUGCCGACUGCCCAGAUAUAUUUUAAAGACGAAGGAAGUGAAAUCAAAACUUGGAUCGUUAAAUAAUGCGAAGAAGGAAUUUGGUUUCAUUUUUACUAGACUAGAUCGACUAAUACCUUUAGUAAUCUAUUAUCCAAAGAAUAGUGUAUUAAGAAAGGGAAAUGGCGUAUGACUUAUUAGAGCAAAAGUAUUUAUUGUCUUUAGCUCUUCAGCUAUUGCUGGAUUCUAAACGGUGCUGAAAUUGCUAAAACAAAGUCGAGAAAGUCCUAAAGCUCAAUUUCGUAGCUGCUAUCAGAUUCUUAAACAGGGAUAUAAUUAAGUGAACAGCAAUUAAACAGUUCAUAUUUUAAACUUUAAGAAAAUUCUUUAACAAGUAAUCAAGAUAUUAAAUAGCAAAAAUGAAUAAAUUUUUUUAAAUAUAUCCUACUAAUCAAACAAAAUAUUUUUCCUUUUUCUGUUUUAUACAUGGACAUAAUAAUUAAAAAAGAAGAAACUGUUAAAAACUCUAAUAGCGGCAUUAGGAAUGCCUUAUCGUUGCGCUAAAAAAAUCGUAUACACAGAAAAUUCUAUAAUAAUGCUAACUGUCUCGUGGCGAUCACCUUCCGUAGACGAUUAUCUCUGAAACUAACUAGCAUUUCUGAGGCAUAGAGCAUUAAUUUUCUAAAGCAACAACCUCCAAAAAAAUUUAAAUCAUCUAAAACUGUGGGUGGUCAUCUUGCAGAAGGUUUAUUAUAUGUCCUUCGGAUGUCCCAUAAGUCCAUCAUCAUAGAGAAUUUUAUAGAAUGUAUUCAAAAUGGUCUCCUUUACGUACAAGAUUCAGAUUCAACAAAUUCUGCCAUUCCAAUAACAUGUUCGGCAAUGAUAAGAAAAAUCUGAUGAUAAACAUGACUGUUUCGUUUUCUGAAGGUCAGCAGACAAACAAGGUUAGACUGUUUCCAACGCUCGAGGUCAGUGGCGUCACUUGAUGUACAGAAAUGGAAUAAACGUAGAGAAACACAAAAAGGAGUCGGUAAUAGUUGGUUCUGGGCAUACUGACAGUACAGUAAUCUUGCUUUCUUCUAGAUGCUGAAAACUAAUAAUAAUCUCAAUUAUUAUCAACGUAAGUUAAAACAUCCAACUGUUCUACUGACAAAGUUGAAUCUUGUUAGAAAUCAAUCAGCAUUUUCUCAUCAUCUUAUCCAGAAAUUGAAAUUUAACUUAUGAACGUUCACAAAAUUUUUCGUGAGAGUUCAAAGACUGGAGACAAAUAAAAAUAUUUUCUUAUUUAAUUAUUUAAAUGAGGGUUCACAAGUAGAUUAUAGAAUAUAAAAACACGUAUGAACAUAUAUUCGGGACCGGCGCCAGAGCUGGUGCAAACGGUGCAAUUGCACAGGGAGGCAGAAUUUAGUUACGGCAAAACUGAAUCUAGAAAUCGCACGGUUUGUACCGAACAGCGAAAAGCCUACAGCUACUCAAACCUAGUACCGGCCCAGUAUAUACUAUCCAUUCAUCAUCGAUACAAAAAAAAAAAAAAUACUUUUAUCGUAUUCUGGGGGAAGUAAUUGCCCCUCUGCGGACACCCAUAUAAGGAAUCCAUGUAUAUAAACAAUUUCAUAACAUCUAUACCAUUCCAGCCAAGCUAUUUCUUUAAGUGCAAGUUAAGUUCUUGUGAAAAUAACUUAGUUAUAUUAUUAGAUGUAAAGCUUAUGCAGUGUAUUAAUUUUAAAGAAUGCUCAAUAGUAAUACUUCAUAAAAAUGCAAUAUAUAAAAAGCCAUUAAGAUUGCUAUUCAGUAUUAGAGUGAUAUGAGGAAUAAAAUUCACAUUUUUUCGGGACCAAAAUCAAUUAUUCCUUUUUAUAUGUGAAUCUCAAAAUCUAAUACUGGAUGAAUCUGUAUUGCCAUUUCUUUGAUGAAACUGUAUGUUUCUGAAAUUCAGAUGCAAAGUUUAUAGAAUUCAAGUUGCAUUAGCGUAACAACUGAAAUUUCAAAGUAUUUUUAAUUUGCAUAUGUAAUAUAAAUUAUGGAUAAAAAAAACGCUGAAUUUUUCUUUUUUAAUAUAUAUUUCAGGUAAUUUAACUAUGUUGCUUUCAGAAUUUGAAAAUGAAUGCAAGUUUAUGUAAAUAUAGAUGAGGGAAAUAUGUUCUGUUUUUCUAAGAACGUUCUACGUUGCUGUUUUAUACCUUUAUCAAUUUCAUUCACCAUGAAGGAAAACACAUAAUCAUUACUCUCUAGUUUCAAUUUUGAAAGAAAAAAUUCUGAUAAGAAACAUUGUUACAAUUUGCAAAAAAACAGACUACUUGUUGUUUGGGAACAUAUUAAAAAUAAAUUAAAUUCAAAAUUUAAUAAGGAAUGUAACAUUUAUGAACAACGAUGAUUAAUUCCUUUAAUUAUUAAAAAAACUUUUAAUUUUCUUUCUAUACUAAUAUAUUUAUGCUAAAUAAAUAAUUUUUAUGAAGUAUAUGAAAUAAACUUAGGAAUUAUAUUUAUUCGAAAUUCGAACCAGUAUUAUAUUUAUUCGAAAGUACUUUUGCAUAAUCAGUAUGUAAUUAUGCUUCACUACAUUUUUUAUCUCCCAUUUGGUAUACUGUUGAUAUUUCAUCAUGAAGAAAUCUUUAUUUAUCUUUCUUUAUCCAUGCUCUUUGCACCUCUGUGCCCACCAGCGGCCGAGCGGUAAAGUCGCUGAACACUGGUAGUUCGGUCCGAGGUUCGAAUCCCGCGAACGGGCUGGCUGCAUGGGCGUUUUCGUGGUUUUCCCCAUGUGUAACGUGUAUACGAGCCAGUUUCCCUUAGAAAGUCCUCCACGAAAGGCAUCCCUCCCCUUAGGCAGAUAGCCCUCGAGGCUUUGCCAUAAUCACACAUACAUACACCAUACAUACUCUUUGCACCUCUAAAACUUCUUGCAGAUAUUAAAAUCUGAAAAUGUAAAGAGCCAUGUGUUUUGGAAAGCAUUGAUGAAAGUAGAAGUACGUUUAUUCUGUUGUAGUUGAUUAGGCAUUAGAUUAUCUUGAGAAUAAAAGUUUAAUCUGGUGCAUGAAAGCAGAAAUGAAUAGAAGGGAUUAAUAAAAUACAACCCUCAAAAUAUAAAAAGUCCUGUUAAUCUGGGAAUAUUAAAGUGUGACUUGAACUAAUAAAAUUUUAAUAGCGCAUUUCAAUGAAAUGUAACAUCUCUAAUAUAAAACUGGCGAAGGAAUAAGAUCAAUCUCUCUUAAACGUAUGCUUUGUAAUUAAAAGAAAAAAUUCAAGCUUAUAUAAUUUAAUUUUUCAAUGUACUUCCAAAGAAUUAAAACAGCUUAUUAAAUACUUUACAGAAAAGCUGUUGAAUAAUGAUUGUAUUUCAACGAAAAGUCAGAACUUAUAAAUAUUGGCAUGGAAUAUUAAUCAAAAGUUUAAGUACUGCUUCCAUUAAAUACAUAUUGGUUGUAUAAGUAUGUAUAAAUGUGACUGCCCUUUUUUGAUACAUAAAAGACAUUUGCGUUUUCAAAAUAAGAAAGAUAUUUAUUCAAAGUAUUUUCACCAGAUGCUACAACAUUCACUUAUCUGUCAGGAAUAAAACGAUUCCGUAGGCGAAGAAGUUUGGUUAUUUUUGGUUAUUUUGAGACAAUCUAGUCAUCAAUCGAAUUCUUGAAAUCCUUUUAACAAUUAAAGCACUCUCCAAAAAGGCCGCUCCGUAUAGGUUGAAAUAAAUGGUGAUUUAAAGAACCACUAUCUGGUGCAUACGACGAAUAAGUUAUAUAUCUCAGCGAAGAACUUCUAGAGUUCCUUGACCGGUCUUGCAUACAGUGGGCGAAUUUUGAAAUCGUUAUAAGAACUGAAGUGCUCCGAAAUUAGGCCGCUCUGCAACAAUUGAAACAAAUAAUGAUCUGAACAAGCAAUAUCUGGAGGAUAUGGGGGAUUGGGCUACACAUCUCAAGGAAGUGCUUCUACAGUUCCUUGACUUUGUGGGCAAGCAUUGUCAUGUUGAAAAUUAGCCAUAAAAGAUAUUUUUUGCUUAGUUCAAAUUCAAUAAACGUUAUUUGUAACUUU